CGGGCCGUGCCAGGAACAGGCGCAAUUUUUGUGCGCACUGCCUGUCGGCGCCCGCGUCCUCGACCUGCGGCGACGGGACCGUCGACGUUAGCUCUCCAGUCGCUAUAUUUCCGACUUGGCUGCUACUUCCCGUUUCUUCCUGGUUGGCUUUCUUUUUUGUAUAACACGCCUCAUCGCACCUGCCGAUCUGUCCAUCGCUCCUUCCUCCGUCGAUAGUAGUGCCCCUCACCAGACAUCCCCGCGGAGACACUCGCCGGACAACACCACACUGCCGAUCCAUUCCUUCACACGCGUUGGAUAUAUAUCGGCCCUUCUCAAACACACAAGCCAAAAUCCGGCGGGCGUCCAUCACUGAUCGCCGUCAUGUCUUCCCACCCGAGCCUCACCAGCACGUACCGUGCGCGCGCCUCACUACCCACGACCGGGCCCUUGGCUUCAUACUUGCUGAGCCUGAUAUCCGUCAAGCAGACCAACCUCUGCCUCUCCGCCGAUGUCGAGACGUCUGCCGAACUCCUCCAACUGGCAGAAGAUGUCGGUGACUCAAUCUGCGUGCUCAAGACGCACUGCGACAUUGUCGUCGACUGGUCGGACAGGACAGCACAGGCACUGAGGGAGAUUGCCAAGCGGAAAUGGUUCCUCAUCUUCGAAGACCGAAAGUUUGCUGACAUUGGUGAAACCGUACAGAAGCAAUAUACUUCUGGACAUCACCGCAUUGCGCUCUGGGCUGAGAUCACCAACGCGCACGUCAUUCCUGGCCCAGCCAUCGUCACCGCGCUCGAGAAGGCUGCCGAUGCCACCAUCGCCAAGUACAACACGUCCGUAAACACCGAAAUCUCUGCCACACGGCAACUCAACGGCGUCGACGACGAUGACGACGAAGAAGACGAUCAAUACAUACAACAAAACUCGGCGAUUGAGUCACCCAUCGAGAUGGAAGGUGAGGAGAGGCGGCUAAGCAUCAAGGCUGCCGACCGCAAGCACAGCGUCGUCAGCGUGACAACCUCGAUAUCCAUGCGCACAGAAAGCAUAUCGCCGCGUCCAGAGCCAAAUGCCAACGGAGAAGAAGUCUUCGACUUGGACGUAGCAACAGAGCUCAUCCGACUUGGCCCACCACCGUUCCUCCGGUCGCUUCUGUUGCUUGCCGAGAUGAGCUCUGAGGGCCACCUCAUGACACCCGAAUAUCAGAAGCGGACCGUCGAGAUCGCACGCAGCCGUCCUGACUUUGUCAUGGGCUUCAUUGCGCAACGAAGCUUGAACACGGAGCCAGAGGACAACUUCAUCACUAUGACACCGGGCUGCCAGCUCCCGCCGCCAGGCCAGGAAGGCAAGAAGCUGGGCGAUGCUCUAGGCCAACAAUACAACACUCCUCGCAAGCUGAUCUUCGAGCAAGGGUGCGACAUCAUUAUUGUUGGGCGAGGCAUCGUGCGCGCACAAGAUCGUAAGGCGGAAGCAGAGCGAUACAGAAAGGCUGCUUGGUCAGCGUACGAGGAGAGGAUCAAGAAGGCGUAGAUGACUCGUCUGCGAGUCACUUUGCUAUAGCUGACAUAUACCCGUGCAACUUGCAGUUGCGAUGCUGCAUGGAGCAUUUGUGCACUUUGGUGCCUCUUCGACUACAGGAAUAUCAGAUACAGGACAUUUGGGGGCGUUGGAGGUCAUUUCACCCAUCAUGAAAACGCAUAUCACGGCGUUAUGAUCGCUGGCUCACGUAUGAAACACCAACCCAUCGUGCAUGCACGCAAAUUUAAAAUGCGGAUUAUGCUCCUAAGAUGACCCAAUAACCUGUUGUGCUGCUAUUGACAAUGAAUAUGGC
This is a messenger RNA of Alternaria rosae, 1810 nucleotides long. Its product is annotated as Orotidine 5'-phosphate decarboxylase domain-containing protein. The transcript has 2 exons. Gene Ontology annotation, cellular component: cytosol. Lineage: Eukaryota; Fungi; Ascomycota; Dothideomycetes; Pleosporales; Pleosporaceae. Gene Ontology annotation, biological process: 'de novo' pyrimidine nucleobase biosynthetic process; 'de novo' UMP biosynthetic process. The record is from RefSeq and is a predicted model, not a curated record. Gene Ontology annotation, molecular function: orotidine-5'-phosphate decarboxylase activity. Bases 364 to 1509 code for a protein of 381 amino acids.